Molecule: messenger RNA, 1457 nt
Organism: Suillus clintonianus
Lineage: Eukaryota; Fungi; Basidiomycota; Agaricomycetes; Boletales; Suillaceae
Exons: 4
Coding region: 61-1227 (388 amino acids)
Molecular function (GO): protein binding
Source: RefSeq, a predicted model, not a curated record
AAAGGAUCAUUGCAUUAUGAAGGUUACUCAUUGAUAGUUCCUUCGAUCGCGACUUUCAAAAUGGGUCGAACACGCACGAAAGCCAAAAAAUCUGCACUCAAUGUGACAAACUCUUCACAAUCAUCGUCAAGUUCAGCAACUCCAGCCAUUUCCGCUAUCCUUGACAAGGCUCAAGUGCUCAUCGUGCAAUGUGACUUUCCUCUGGCACGAAAAUUCAUCGAACGUGUUCUGGCAAGGGAAGACGGGUCAGUGAACGAAAAAAAUCAAGCGAGGGAGAUGAUGGGUGUCGUGCUCCUUGAAACUGGGGAAGUGGACGAAGCGAGAGAGUUGUUCCUAACCUUGCUUCCACCACAUCCAACGGCUCCUACGCCUCCACCACCUUCAGCCCAUCUUUAUCUUGCUCAACUCUCCGCCGAUCCGAAUACUGCAUUGAAACACUACCAGGCAGCCAUCGACAUCCUUCAGACACAACUCAAGGGCAAGGCAUCUUCACCCAUCCAAGAAGAUGAACAAGAUGGAGAGGAUGAAGUAAAAAGUAAUAUCGUGAGGGCUUACCUCGGAAUGGUCGAGAUAUGGAUGGACCCCGAGUAUGAUCUAUGCUUUGAUCCUGCUGCAUCAUCAACAUGUGAUUCCCUUCUGGCAAAUGCUCUACAUAUUGAUUCGUAUAAUCUCGAGGCUCUGCAAUGUCUUGCCAGCGUCCGCCUCAGUCAAGAAAAAACGGAUGAGGCACUAGCUGCACUUCUCACUUUCCCACUGUCCUCGCCAGAUGCACCUCCUGCACGCAAUCAAGCAUUGGUUGCAGCACUUCCUCUUUCCGUGCGUCUUGCGCGCGCAAAGCUACUCUUGGAGUGCGGUGCUUACCAUGAUGCUCUCGAUGUUUUGGAAAAUGUGCUUGCGUCCGAUGAUUCCUCAGUAGAAGGCUGGUACCUCAUGGGGUGGGGGUGGUGGCUGGUGGCUGAACGCCGUAAAGAGGGGGGUGAAGUAGAAGGAAGUGAAGGCCUGACCUGGGAGGAUAUAGCCAGAGACUCGAGGGACUGCUUAGAAACUUGUCAAACGUUGCACGAGUCACAAUCAGAUCCAGACACGCCUAUAUUAGAACAUGUCCAAGAACUUCUUGGAACCCUGGAUGCACUGGGUAUCAAGUCCUCCCCGGUUCAAGACGACGAAGAGGGCGACGGGGAUGAUUGGGAGGAUGCCAGCGAUGAUGAGGACGUUGAAAUGUCAUAACACGAGAUCACAACUUGUGGCUCGCGUCCUACCUCAAAACUGUAUCAUAUCAGUCUGACCUGGCGCAAAUACCUAGUGUUCUCGCCAUGAAGAACACACCUUGUCGACCAUCAGUCAUUUACUUGGAUUGAGCGGAUUGUUUUUACGGCGGCCCGGGUAGCUACGACGAUCUGCUCAAUCCCACUUCAAGUUGCGCGUCUCGCGAGUUAUUUUGCAGGGGAGCAUUUUCU